This is a messenger RNA of Peromyscus eremicus (cactus mouse), 1710 nucleotides long. It is a transcript of the gene Tecrl, whose product is annotated as trans-2,3-enoyl-CoA reductase like. The record is from RefSeq and is a predicted model, not a curated record. Gene Ontology annotation, molecular function: oxidoreductase activity, acting on the CH-CH group of donors. Gene Ontology annotation, biological process: very long-chain fatty acid biosynthetic process. Lineage: Eukaryota; Metazoa; Chordata; Mammalia; Rodentia; Cricetidae. The transcript is spliced from 12 exons. Bases 270 to 1355 code for a protein of 361 amino acids.
CUCAGAAGUAGCAGAGAUAAAAGGAGAAAGCAAGAAAUAAUUCAAAUGCAGAAGGCAAUUCAAGUCCCUGCAGCAAUUCUCAAUAGUGUUAUAUAUAGAAAUCAGAUCCGUCAUUGUUUUCGAGCCUGCUAAAUAAAACUGGACUGCUGGAAUGGCAUGCCACUUGACCUCUCAGGACUACCACAGCAGUAUUUAACUAGUGCAAAGGGAGCAAGCACUCUUGCAAGUGUCUCCUGCUUACAUGCCAGAUUCCCCUGACAGUUCCCACAAUGUUCAAAAGGCACAAGUCCCUGGAACGCAAGAGGGAAUUAUUAUUCCAGGGACUUCCACAGUCCACAAUGAAGAACAAUACAAGAAAUUUCCACUCUCUGUCACAACUUGUGCUCUCAGCAGGCCAGCUGAAAACAGCUCGAGCAGUCAAACUUUCAAAAACAACUCACUUUGAGAUUGAAAUACUGGAUGCUCAUACAAGAAAACAGAUAUGUGUUGUGGAUAAGGUAACUCAAACUUCAACUAUUCAUGAUGUCAAACAAAAGUUUCACAAAGCAUGUCCAAAGUGGUAUCCUUCCAGAGUUGGCCUACAAUUAGAAUAUGGUGGCCCUUUUUUGAAAGACUACAUCACUGUUCAAAGUGUUGCAGCUUCGUCAAUUAUCACACUCUAUUUUACAGACUUAGGUCAACAAGUCAGUUGGACCACAGUCUUUUUGGCUGAGUUCUCGGGACCUCUACUAAUAUACCUUCUUUUCUACUUGAGGAGCUCAUACAUAUAUGACGUGAAGGAGAGCUCUCGGCGGCCUCGACACCCUGUGGUACACUUGGCUUGCUUCUGCCAUUGCAUCCACUACAUCCGACACCUUCUGGAAACUUUAUUUGUCCAUAAAGUUUCUUCAGGACACAGUCCUACGAAAAACUUGAUAAAGGGAUGUGCAUUUUACUGGGGAUUCACUUCUUGGAUUGCAUAUUAUAUUAAUCACCCAAGAUAUACACCACCUUCAUUUGGAAACAGACAAAUAACAAUAUCUGCUAUCAGCUUUCUGAUUUGUGAAGCUGGAAAUCAUUUCAUCAAUACAGUGUUGGCUCAUCCCAGUCACACAGGGAGCAAUGCCUGUUUUCCAAGUGCAAAUUAUAACCCCUUUACAUGGUUAUUUUUCCUGGUUUCCUGUCCCAACUACACAUAUGAGAUUGGAUCCUGGAUUAGUUUCACAGUCAUGACACAAACACUUCCAGUUGGUAUUUUUACAAUUUUAAUGAGCAUCCAGAUGUCUAUGUGGGCACGAAAGAAGCAUAAGAUAUAUCAGAAGAAAUUCAACUCAUAUGUGCAUAGGAAAUCAGCAAUAAUUCCAUUCAUAUUAUAAGAAAAUGUAGCUAUUCUCAUCUGAGCAAGAAAGGCAACAUAGGAAUUCAAUAAUAAAGACUUAGAAAAAGAUGACCAGCUAUUAUGAUACAACCAUUGAUUGCAACAAUAUUUUUAAUAAAAGAAAAUAGUGAUGAAAUUUAGCUAAAUUUACAUUAUGAGCUAGAGGUAAUCAACAGGAGGAAUUAAACUAGGCAUAAUGAGUCAUGCUGAAUAAAAGCACACUUAAACUUGAACCAGGAGGUCUGCCAUGAGUGUGAAAUCAUAUUAGAUUAUGAUGGAGAGCCCAUCUUACACUUAAAAAUGAGAGGACUAAAAGCAGAAGUUAUCAAUAUAAAGAUUAAAAAUAGCAUUGA